GAUGAUGACUGCUUUCGAGGGAACAGACUGCCCUGUGGGAUGACUUGCCAAAAUGGAACUCCCUUGCACAUAAUCAGCAUCAAACCCUCCACUAUGUGGUUUGGAGAAAGGAUCAAGAAAACCAAUGUAAUAGUGAGGACUGGGGAGAGUACAUACAGAGCUUGUUUCUCUUUCCACUCUUCAUACAGCGAGAUUAAGGAUUUCCUGAGCUAUAUCCGUCCUGUGAAUGUGUAUCCCAAUGUACUGCCAGUGGGUGGGACAGAAGACAAAGUUAUGGAAAUAUUAAAGCCAUUAUGCAGGUCGUACAGGAGAAACAUGGAACCCAGGUACAGGCCCUUAGGAACACUGAAGAGAGUCCACAAGACAGACUCAUCUGAUACAGAUGAAGAUGAUCUCUUUGAUACAGAAUUAACUUCCGCAAGGCCUAAGAUUCCAAAACAGCAGAGAGAAGAGAGCAGGCCAUCCAGCACAGGACAAUCUGAAAAUGCCAAAGGAAACAUCAAUGAGAGCACAGAAAGUUACAAAGCAACCACAACUUACACCUCCCCCAAGAGAGACUUCAUGGACUGUGAGGAAUCAAAUGAUGAUGAUGAUGAUGAUGAUGAUGACGACGAAGAAGAAUCUGAAAAAAACGCAGUUCAAGUUCUUUCCCCUGAGCCAGAUGCCACUUCCACAUCAAAUUUCAAUGGAGUAACUAGCGACCAACAGGAGUCUAAUGCCGACGUCCCUUGCUGGGAUGCAUUUUUUAAGUGUAACAAACUAGAAGAAAGCUCUGGAAAUGAGGACACCUUCCCAUCUUCAGCAGAUGCUGGCGGGUCCCAGUCGCUCUUCAGUGAUUCGGAUGGAGUAAGCGACUCGACACACAUCUCCUCCCAGAAUUCUUCCCAGUCGACACACGUAUCGGAGCAGGGGAGCCAGGGCUGGGAUAGCCAGAUGGACACAGUACUCAUUUCCUCCCAAGAGAAAAACGCCUUGGACUUCAGCUGCUUCGGCAAAGGUGGGAGCAGAACAGUUGUUUCUGUAUUGCAGGAGACUGCCAGAGACAGUCAGCCUGACAACAGUCGGUGGAAGCCAGCGGGUCAGAACAGAUCUUGUGCCGCUGAUGCCUGUGACUUGAGAAGCAAAGACUGUGAGAAAGAUGCAGAAGCUGGCACUGCUCACGUUCAAGAGGUGCUGGUGGAAGUGAGUGACAACUCCAGGACUCCUGAUCUAGAACUGAGGAGGGACUCCCAGAGCUCCUCUGACUUUGAAAUUCCCUUGACUCCUGAUGCUGAAGCGCCUCGGCCAGAUAAACUGCACUCUUUAUAUAAGAAGCUAGCAGCAGGUGAAAGCAUACUCAUGAGAAAAAAGUCUCCUGAAGACAGGUAUUACUUGACAUAA
Molecule: messenger RNA, 1380 nt
Organism: Fulmarus glacialis (Northern fulmar)
Lineage: Eukaryota; Metazoa; Chordata; Aves; Procellariiformes; Procellariidae
Gene: DCLRE1C
Product: DNA cross-link repair 1C
Exons: 5
Biological process (GO): protection from non-homologous end joining at telomere; double-strand break repair via nonhomologous end joining; interstrand cross-link repair
Molecular function (GO): damaged DNA binding; 5'-3' DNA exonuclease activity
Source: RefSeq, a predicted model, not a curated record